AAAGAAAAAAACUUCUAGGGUUUUUAUUUUAAGUCCUUCCCCUAAGGGGAAUGUGAAAAGCAUACUAGGUCGAGAUAUUACAAAAGUAUGUUGACGCUAGGAGAAGAUCAUACCGGUAUAAUCCGGAUAAGUUCGAUGAGGUCUAGGCCAAAGAAGCUUCGAAUACAUGGCUACGAGAUUCCUGAUCUUAACGCAGAGCCUUGUUUGGAUUAUGAUGGGGAAGAAACAGGGGAGGCCACUCAUGAGGCUACUUGUUUGAGACCUCAGGAUGCAGAUUAUUGUUUACUAAACGUUCCUCAGCUCUUUUACGAGCUAGAGGUCGAGAUACUCGCACGCGUGCCGCGUUUCGAGUAUUGGAAACUUAAGUUACUUAAUAAAGGGUUUUCGAGUUUGCUAAAGAGCGAUGAGGUUUACAAGGUGAGAAGAGAGCGCGGUGUUGUUGAGCCCUCUGUCUUUAUGCUGUCGAGUGGGGAUACGAGCUGGACUAUGUUUGAUAAGGAUUUUGAUAAUUUUCAGAAGCUUCCUGAACUUCCUUCUGACAUAUGCUUCCUUAAUGGUGAUAAAGAAUCGCUCUGCGCCGGGACUCAUUUGAUUGUCACUGGGAAAGAAGAGAGUAGCAUUGCGCUGUGGCGGUAUGAGCUGGAGACGAGUAAAUGGUUCAAAGGUCCUGCGAUGAUCACGCCGCGAAUCUUGUUCGCUUCUGCUACCUGUGGGACAGUUGUGUAUGUAGCUGGUGGGUUGAAUAUAGAUGGGAACGGGACUAUGGAAGUUGUGAACAGAGUGGAGAAGUACGACUCUGAGACCAAAACGUGGACACUACUCCGCGGAAUGCAUAAGCGGAGGAAGUUCUGCUCCGGAUGUUACCUGCGCGGCAAGUUUUAUGUUCUCGGAGGCCGGGAUGAGAACGGUCAAAACCUAACUUGUGGAGAAAGUUACGACCAGAAGACAAACACAUGGGAACUAAUACCGGACAUUCUCAAAGACAUGUCUUUCUCUUCUGUUCAAUCUCCCCCACUCAUCGCCGUGGUUAAUAAUAAUCUUUACUCGUUGGAAACUUCCGCGAACGAGCUUCGUGUUUAUGAUGCAAAGGCAAACGCCUGGAAGAAGCUUGGAGAUGUGCCUGUGAGAGCUAAGUCUAAUGGAGGAUGGGGAGUAGCGUUUAAGUCGCUUGGAGACAAGCUGCUUGUGAUCGGAGCAUCUUCGGGUCCGUCUAGAGCCGAGACAAUGUCCGUUUACACGUGUCUCCCGUCCCCUGAUCCUGAGAACAAGCUGCAUUGGGAGGAGUCUAAACGCUGCUGUGGCGUGAAGCUCAACCAUUUUAUCCUAAACUGUUGUGUAAUGAUUGCUUAAGAGUCUUCGCUAGAGCAAAACUGGGCUAACUUAUGGUUUUGUUUUUGUGUGUGUGUGUGUAUGAUUGAAUAAAACAUUGUGGCGUGCCACACGAUGAAACUCUAAUCGCUGUUAUUCAUCUUGAGGUUUUGGUGAAAGCUGGUGAUUGCCCAUCUUGUGAUAUAUAUAUAUGUCUUGAACUUUUGUAAAAUUGUGUUUAAAUUUAA
Capsella rubella is the source of this 1556-nucleotide messenger RNA. Its product is annotated as F-box/kelch-repeat protein At3g27150. The transcript is spliced from 2 exons. Gene Ontology annotation, molecular function: protein binding. The record is from RefSeq and is a predicted model, not a curated record. Gene Ontology annotation, cellular component: cytosol. NCBI's taxonomy places the organism in Eukaryota, Viridiplantae, Streptophyta, Magnoliopsida, Brassicales, Brassicaceae. Bases 88 to 1350 code for a protein of 420 amino acids.